AUGUCUGACAAAAUUCUAUGUUGUUGCGUUGAUAUCUCAAAUUCGGUUCAAUCUUCUUCUGAAAACCCGUAUAUUAAUUCUACGACCAAUCAAGUUCCCGUAACACCUCGUAGAUUAACGACUUUAAGCAAAUUUACCUCUUAUGGCUGUGGACAUCAAAAUAGCAGUAGCUCAUCGAAUAAUACUACCAGUACCAAGACAACCGUCACUUCCGUUUCCGCUGAUUCUUAUAACGAACACACUGCUUCUUUUAAUUCUUCUAUUACAAAGUCCAAUUCAACUUCCUCAAAUAAUACGAUAAAUCCGCAAGUUGCUUCACAAGGGAAAAUAAAGAAAUUCUUCACCAAAUCAAAGAAAAACGAUCCACAACUUACAAAAGCGGCUCAAUUAUUAGAACAAAAUCAAUUUCAUGAAUCAAUAAUAUAUUUCACAAGAGUGUUGGACAAAUCCAAUUCAUAUUCGGCAAGAUGUGAUCGAGCGUACGCGUAUCGUCAAUUGGAAAAAUGGGUUCCGGCUUUACAAGAUUUAAACAUUGCGAUACAACGAUUUCCACAAAAAUCUAGAGCUUACGCUUUAAGGGGUGAAUUAUAUCACUUUAUAAAAAAGUAUGAUUUGGCAAUGAUAGAUUUAUCAAAAUCCUUGAAAUUACAACAAACCGCCUUCGCGUUUAGAACGAGAGCUGAUGUCAAUUGUUCUUUAUUAAAGUAUCCCGAAGCUAUCUAUGAUUUAAAUUCUGCCUUGGAUUUGGAACCAUACAACCCUUAUACGUUAACUUGUCGAUCAAAAGUGUACUGUAAAUUAAACAAAUUCGCUGAAGCUUUGUUGGAUUUGGAUAAUGUAUUGAUUUAUGACCCACAAAAUGCCUCUACUACUUUGGCGAAUCGAGGUGAAGUUUAUCGAUUAAUCGGUAGGAUCGAUAUGGCAUUCGCUGAUUUGAAUAGCGCGUUGGAAAGGGAAGAAAAUAACAUGUUGGCCUUGGAAAGAAGGGGUUUGCUAUUUAAACAUAUCUGUAGGUACGUAGAAGCAUUGAGGGAUUUUGAUGAGAUACUAAAGUUAAAUCCUAAAUCAGUAUGUGGUCAUGAAAAUCGUGGUGAAAUUUAUCAGUCCCUCGGAAAUUUAAAUGAAGCACUUUAUAAUUUUGAUGAAGCCUUGAAAUUAGAUAAAGGUAAUCUUUCGAUACUUAAGCAUAGAAGUGAAAUACAUCGUUUACUUGGAAAUUAUCAAGCCGCCAUCAACGAUCUAGAUCAUGCUUUAAGCUUGAGUCCUAAUGAUCCUUUCUUGCUGAGAGGUAGGGGAGAGGUGUAUCGGUUGGUUCAAUGCUUUGAAAAAUCUUUGGAUGACUUUAAUAAAUCUCUUAAAUUGGAACCUUGUAACGCUUUCGCUCUUACAAGUCGUGGGGAAGUUUUUCGCAUGUUGAGGCAAGGUCAAAAUGCCAUUGUUGAUUUGGAUCAAGCGAUCUCUAUUUCACCUGAUAACCUUCUCGCACGCGAGAGUAGGGGUGCGUUAAAUAGGACAUUUCGUAGAUAUGAAGAAGCAUUGCGUGAUUUAGAUUACGCUUUACAAUUAAAACCUAAUAGUAUCUUCGCUUUGGCAAAUCGUGGUGCAGUCUAUUACAUGUUGGGUAGAUAUUGUGAAUCUCAAAUGGAUUUGGACAAGGCAUUACAGUUAUGUCAUAAUUAUUCUUUUGCUCUGGAGAAUCGUGGUGCUUUGUUUAAUACCCUUGGAAAUUAUGAGCAAGCUUUAUUGGAUUUAAAUAAACUUUUAUCACUUGAGCCGGAAAAUACCUGGGCCUUAUGUUAUAGAGGUGAAGCUUUUUACGCUUUGGAGAGACAUGAUGAGGCUUUAAUUGAUAUUAAUAAAGUGUUGGAUAUACAACCGACUUGGUGUUAUCCUCUUUCACUUCGUGGUGCUAUAUACCGAUCUUUGGGAUAUUACGUAAAGGCAUUAGAAGAUUUGUCCAGGAGUCUAAUUAACGCUAAAGAUAAAGCGUAUAAUAUCAAGUAUGAGAACAAAGCUUUAUUAAAUCGUGGGAGUACUUAUAGAAUUAUUGGUAAAUUUAAUGAAGCAUUGCAUGAUCUUAAUAAAGCUUUGAUGAGAAAUCCUAAAAAUAUUUUUGGAUUAUGCGAAAGGAGUUGUGUUUAUUAUAGUAUGGAACUUUAUGAUCAUGCUUUAGUUGAUUUAGACGCGGUAUUAAAUAUUGAUCCUAAUAAUGCAUUUGCCCAAAGUCAAAGAACAAAAUUGGAAUAUAUCAGAAAUGGUAAUGAGAGUGAUACGAGUUCCAGAACUAGUUCAGGUCAAUACUAUAAUUAUUAUUCUUUGAGAAGGGUCGACGAAAUUUAG
Messenger RNA from Funneliformis mosseae, 2340 nucleotides. The record is from the annotation of a GenBank genome assembly. Lineage: Eukaryota; Fungi; Glomeromycota; Glomeromycetes; Glomerales; Glomeraceae.